This is a messenger RNA of Solanum tuberosum (potato), 1460 nucleotides long. RefSeq lists its product as uncharacterized. The transcript has 5 exons. Gene Ontology annotation, molecular function: phosphatidylglycerophosphatase activity. The record is from RefSeq and is a predicted model, not a curated record. NCBI's taxonomy places the organism in Eukaryota, Viridiplantae, Streptophyta, Magnoliopsida, Solanales, Solanaceae. Gene Ontology annotation, cellular component: cytoplasm. The coding region runs from base 207 to 1229 and encodes 340 amino acids.
GUGGGCCGGCCAUCCUCAAAUAGCCCAAAAACAUGAUUUGGUGAAACAGCAUUGAUUUUGUCCUAUUUCUUGUAUGGUUAAUCUUCUAAACCAUAAAGAGAAUGGAGAUUUCCAGCAGUAAACAUGAACUUACACUUUGCUGUAAUCGAUGAAUACAAUUAUUAUUAUAUAUAAACCCAUAGCCAUACCAGAUUUAAGCUCUGAUUAUGCAGUCUACCUCAAUUACUCCACUCCAUACUUACCCAAUUCUUAGCCAUUUUCACUCUAUUAAUCUCAACAACAAGAACAAGAACAGGAAAAGUUUGAAACUUUCUCUCAGAACAUCAAAGUGUUGUUGUUUCACUCUCAGUUCUACACAUAGUUGCAGCAAAGACCAAGAAAAACCCCAAAACAACAGCUACAGUAUCGACCCAGAUCGACAGAAGAACCCCAUAAUAAAUUGGGAAGAAUUUUAUUCUUCUAUUCAAGAACAAGAAGAGAGAACCCAGUAUAACGAGGAGGAGGAGGAAGAGCCGGAAUUUGAGCUUCCAGAUCAUUCAGGCAUUAGAACAAACAUGUGGUGGACAGACUUGAAAGCUGCAUUGGGUCAGAGGAUUAAUGUGGAGGGGAUUGUUUCUUCAUUAGGGGUUUUCUCUAAAGACAAGCAUUUGGCGAUCCCACAUGUUAGUGUGCCGGAUAUAAGGUAUAUUGAUUGGGCUGAGCUAAAGAAAAGAGGGUUUGAAGGUGUGGUGUUUGAUAAGGAUAAUACCAUUACUGUUCCUUAUUCUUUGAGCUUGUGGUCUCCUUUAGCUACUUCUAUUGAUCAGUGCAAAUCUCUGUUUGGUAACAAUAUUGCAGUGUAUAGCAACUCAGCAGGAUUAGAUGAAUAUGACCCUGAUGGUAGAAAAGCCAGAAUUCUCGAACGUGCUAUUGGAAUUAAAGUCAUUAAGCACGGGGUGAAGAAGCCAGCUGGAACAGCUGAAGAAAUUGAAAAGCAAUUUGGUUGUGAAUCGUCAAGACUUAUUAUGGUGGGUGAUAGGCCAUUUACAGACAUAGUUUAUGGUAACAGAAAUGGUUUUCUUACUAUUUUGACAGAGCCAUUAAGUUGUGCAGAGGAGCCAUUAAUUGUACAGCAGGUCAGGGUACUUGAGGUGGCCCUUGUGAACAGAUGGUCUAGGCAGGGGAUGAAGCCAACCACUCACACACUUCUUCCUGAUUGCCAGCAGUGUGUAAAAGACGAUCCACUUUAGUUUUUUUUCUUUAGAUGAAGAAGUGAGAAAAAGUCAUCUCCUCCCCACCCCCACCCUCUCAAGGAAAAGAAAACAGCCCCACCAUGAACAACAAUUUUUGUUACAGACACAAAUAAUUAUACAGGAAUAUUUCCAUGGGUUUGCUUCUUGUGUCUGGAAUCUAAUAACAAUGCUAUAUCAAUCAUUUCGUCAUUUGUUUGACUGAAUUAUAGAAGAACUUUCCCUCUUGAA